Molecule: messenger RNA, 7260 nt
Organism: Lethenteron reissneri (Far Eastern brook lamprey)
Lineage: Eukaryota; Metazoa; Chordata; Hyperoartia; Petromyzontiformes; Petromyzontidae
Biological process (GO): peptidyl-aspartic acid hydroxylation
Cellular component (GO): endoplasmic reticulum
Molecular function (GO): protein binding; peptidyl-aspartic acid 3-dioxygenase activity
Source: RefSeq, a predicted model, not a curated record
AUGACCGAGGAAAGGCCAAAGGGCCAUUCUCAGCAGGCAGCCCGCAAGCCGGCUAACGUGGCUGAAAGGCCCCAAGGCCUCUUCUGUGGAAACCUGCUCUUGGCCUGUCUCCAUGGUUUAGUGGGCCAUGAAGCAAAGCCCGUGCUCACCUGUUCGCCGAAGGUGAAGUCGACGCAUCAGCAGAAAAGGACGACGGAGAAAUCGGAGAAGUCGCACAAGGAGCACAAGCAACACAAGGAAGAGAAAGGACAGAAAGCGAAUAAGGAUGACAGGGCGCAUGAUAAAGACGGCAAGGAGGAGAAAACGCAUAAAGGACACAAGGAUGACAAAGCGCACGGAAAUCACAAGGAGCACAAAGUACACCAGGGGCACAGGGAAGAGAAAGCGCAACAGGGACACGUACAGCAGGCGGCAGACAAGAAACACAAGGAUGAGAAGGAGCACGGGAAAGCUCACGACGAGGACAAAGUCCACAAGGAGUCCAAGGGACGCAAGGAGCAGAAAGAACAGAAAGCCGAGAAGUCCGAACGCCCUGUAAAGGUCGUCGGAGCAGAAAAGACGGGGCAAGUGGUGAAGGGACACGAGGGAGGCCAAGGAGGUCAAGGAGGCCAAGGCAGCCAAGGAGGCCAAGGAGGCCAAGGAGGUCAAGGAGGCCAAGGAGGCCAAGGAGGUCAAAGAGGCCAAAGAGGUCAAGGAGGCCAAGGCGACCAAGGAGGCCAAGGAGGCCAAAGAGGUCAAAGAGGCCAAGGAGGCCAAGGCGACCAAGGAGGCCAAGGAGGCCAAAGAGGCCAAAGAGGUCAAGGAGGCCAAGGCGACCAAGGAGGCCAAGGAGGCCAAAGAGGCCAAGAGGUCAAAGAGGUCAAGGAGGCCAAGGCGACCAAGGAGGCCAAGGAGGCCAAAGAGGCCAAAGAGGUCAAGGAGGCCAAGGCGACCAAGGAGGCCAAGGCGACCAAGGAGGUCAAGGAGGCCAAGGAGGCCAAGGAGGCCAAGGAGGCCAAAGAGGCCAAAGAGGCCAAAGAGGCCAAAGAGGCCAAAGAGGCCAAAGAGGCCAAAGAGGCCAAAGAGGCCAAAGAGGCUAAAGAGGCCAAAGAGGCCAAAGAGGCCAAAGAGGCCAAAGAGGCCAAAGAGGCCAAAGAGGCCAAAGAGGCCAAAGAGGCUAAAGAGGCCAAAGAGGCCAAAGAGGCCAAAGAGGCCAAAGAGGCCAAAGAGGCUAAAGAGGCCAAAGAGGCCAAGGCGGCCAAGGAGGCCAAGGAGCAUAAUGAACAUCGGGAGCACAAUGCUGAGAAAGUGAGAGCAGAAAAGGGCGACAGAAACGACAGAACGGCAAAGGAGCAGAGGGCAGAGAAAGUGGAGACGCUCGAGAAGAAAGCGGAGGGGUUGGUAAAGUUGGAAAAGUCAAAGCAGGAACACCAUGAGGAACACAAAGAAGAACACAGCGAGAAACACAACGAGAAACACAGUGAGAGACACAGUGAGAGACACAGUGAGAGACACAGUGAGAGACACAGUGAGAAACUGAAAGAGAAAGACAGCGAGAAACACAGUGAGAGACACAGUGAGAAACACAACGAGAAACACAAGGAGGAAGACAACGAGAAGCACACAGAGCCGAAGGAGCCCAAGGCGGUGAAAGUGGCGGUGAAGCCGCUGAGCGGGGCUGCCGAGGGGGAGAAGAAGAGCGAGCGGGCGGCCGAGAAGACGGAGAAAAAAGAUCAGUACGAGUUCUGUCGCUAUGUGCUUGACGCGUUUGCGCACCAGCACAUGUCUCCAGCUCACAACCCCAGCUCUCCUGCCAAGGCUACACCGCCACCGGCCAAGCACGUAGCUCAAGGCUCUAAGAAGACUGCCGCUCCAAAGGAAGAUGGUGCAAAGAAGCCUGUGACUGCCGCAGCUGAGAGUCCUGCCAAGGCUGUUCCAGUGUUGACAGCAGCUGCACCCAAAUCCAAGGCGAAAAAAGCCGAUGCGGUGAAAGAGACAAAGCCGCUGCCCAUAGAGGAGGACAGCCACUCGCACCCGGCGAGCCCGCACGCCAAGCCUGCCGCAGCACCGAAGAAGCCUCCGACUCCGACUCCGACUCCUCCCGAAGAACCCGCGAAAAAAACGGAGCCUGUCGUGACGAAGGAUAAGGAGAAGUUGGCGCAGCCAGCCAAGACGGCCAAAGCAAAGCUAAUCCCAGCUGCCGUCGAAGAGGAUGAUUCAGGUUCGGUGAAGAGGAAGGUGAAAAAGACAGAACUGAAUGAGACUCUGGUGGCCGGACUUGAGAAGGACAUUCCCCUCUCUCACCUCGGAGGUGGCGUGCCGAAAACAAGCACGAAAGGCAAAGGCUUUCCUCAGCUGCAUCAGAAGCUUCUCAACAGAUUUGACAGGGACGUGCUGGAGGAGCUGGAAUGGGCUGAGAAAUUCUACUUGAAGGGCUGGCUGGAGAGGGCACUGGGCGCGUAUAACGAGCUGCUCGAGUCGUACCCCUACAGCCCGUGGUGCCACUUCAGGAAGGCGCAGAUUUCCGAGGAGCUGGCCGAUCGCCGCGGCUGUGCGUCGCUGGGCAGGAUGGCGACGCGGUUCUACGCCACCGUGGUGGAGAUGCCGGAGGUGCCGGCGGGCCUGGUGCGCCCGGCGCUGGAACGGCGCACGGCGCUGCUCCUGUCGCUCGGCAAAACCUGCGAGGCCCUCUCAACGUUCCGGAGGCUCGUCAAGGUUUUUCCCAAGGACGCCUCGCUGAGGGCGGAACUGAAGAGGAUCGCGGAUUCCCUGAAGCGGGCGGAGGAUCCACCCCAGCCCUGCGCCAACGAGGUGGCGGGAGGAUGGCUGGACGUGUGAAGUUGGGGAGAUCGUUUGAGGCUUUGCUGUCUCUCCGGGAGGAGAACGCAGCUGUGAUGUUUGCUCGCAAGCAUUUCCAUCGCAAAGCCAAAUCCCCGGCCGCUCGUGACCUCUCCACCACUCACGCCCGACCGCAAAGAAUCUCUCUCUCUCAUUGCUCAGAAGGAUUUUUUUUUAUCAACUCUUUCCAACGAGGGUUGGCUGCCUUUAACGGUGGCCAUUUGCGACACGGGGACACGGUAACGCUCACGAUCCAGUACGGACCAGGCUUGAGCACAAAAUCGUGUUGCCAUCGGACACUUGGAGAGAAUAUUUGCUUCAGCAUCCCAGCGUGGAGGGCCGAGCCACUGGCCAAGCCGCGUCGUCUCGUCGGGGCCUACGCAGGCUGCUGCAGCACCAAACAGCAAAUUCCAGCAAAAGCAACGGUGACGCUUUGUGGAAAGAGACCGGAGGUGGAGGACGACUGAAAAAAACGAUUGACGAAUGGAGUGGAGGAGGCACUGGGGUGGAGAGGUAUGACAUGGAAGCACAUACGAUGAGCACGGUUGGCUACUUAUGGUGCGAAAGAAGUUCAACACAUAUAUAUACAUCUGCAGCGGAUAGGACAUGAUGAUGAUGAUGAUGCUUGCCAAGCGUAGAGGACUGCUGCUGCUACUGGGAGUUCGUGGACCCAGCGGCCUCAAUAAAGGAGCUGCAUGGGCGGAGGAAGGUGAAGAGGCCGAGGGGAAAUAUUUUAUUUUUUCGCCACCCAAGAAGCCGUGAUUGAGAAGCCAGAAUCCGCGUGCCUCUCUAGCGAGGCCUGGGGACGCCGCGAGCUACGCUGAUCGACGUCGCUUGUCGUCCAGGAGAUGUCACCGUCGUAGAGGGCUGGCAGACGACGCAGCGCACACGGCCCCCCACCCCCCGGUACCACCCUGAGACUCAUUGGUAAAGAGGCACCGCCCCCCCACCCACCCACCCACCACGGAUGCCCUGGGAAUGGUCGGUGCUGCCCUGGCUGCCCUGGCUCCCCUGGCUGCCCUGGCUCUCCCUGGGACCCGUUGGUGCUGGGCCCAUUUGCUUGGUCCCAGGCUCUGUCUCCCGUUUCUCUGCCCUGACCCCUCUUCCACCUCCCUUCUACCCCAAUGUAGUUCUACGCCUUUGUAGAGUGACCUUACAUGCACUUGCAUUUCAAUGGUGAUACUAUCCUGGUUAAAGCUCUGAGGCAGCGGUGGAAAUUCCACAUUUCUCUGGUCGGUAUGAGUCUGUCCGUGGGAUUAUGUGAUGUUGGCUUCUCCACAGAGUGGUCUUAAUGUUACGCACCCAGGAGGGAGGGAUGAUGGGCUGGGUUGACCCCCCAACCGAGGUUUGAACUCUUGACCUCAUUUGCGAGCCGCUCGCUCUCCAGCUGUGCCACUCGACCAAGCUGCUUCAGACACUAUUAUCAAUGGAAAUCGCUGCUGUACGGUGCAGCUAUUGCACCGCUGAUUGCCCAUACAUGAACACAGGUUUGCCUGUUAAGCGGCAGCCGUGAGUGUAGCCAGGGUGAUCCGUUGAUGACAUCGAAUCAUCGACUAAAAAAAUUACUCAGCAGCCCCUUAAAAAUGAUGGCCAUCCAGACAUCUUGCCUCCCGUGGCAGGAAUCCCCUACAAGCCGCACCCAACCAGACCUGGGUGAUGAUGAUGAUGCCGGCGAUGUCGCCAAGCCCCGCCACCCGUCACCUCCCAUCCAGCGGCACACGUGGGAACGGAGGCGAGACUCUUCGCGUUAUCCGAUUGGUCGAGUAAUGGAAUCGAUAAUCGAUCGAGUAAUCUGAUUUGUUUACGAAGUAAUGGGCAGAGUAAUCUUUUUUACCCAAGCAAUCGGAUUACAUCCCAGCUCUCGCUGCGAGCGAAGGAGUCGAAGCGGCAACGUUGGUGCCCCCGCAGCCGACCCGGGUCGCUUGAGCGUCCAGCAAUCCGCAUGAACCACGCAGGCGAGCUUGUCAUUGAAUGCAGUUUAUUUCAAACGACUCUCAUCGGCCUAGACUCGGAUCCUCGCGACACCAACAGCAUGUAGACUUCACGCAUCAAACUACCCUGUCAUGUUAGCAGCUCGUCAUCACGGAGCAGCGUGGCGUGCCCGUGCGGUGACACCAGCGGUGACACAGACGGUGACACAGACGGUGACACUGGCGGAGACACUGGCGGUGACACUGGCGGAGACACAGGCAGUGACACUGGCAGGCAGCAACGAAGCGGGGCUCCUGGAACUGUCCCAAACCUCGGCGUUGUUGGCGUCCGUCGUGUGUGAGUGUUUGCGCGCGCGCACGUAAUUGAUGUGCGUGUAACGAUUCAUCGCCAUACUAUGUUGUAGGCAGCAGAGCGCAGUGCUGCAAAAUCAGUUGUGAUAUACUGUGUUCCUUCAUCUACGCCCCCUCUCCAUGCCUUCACCAAUCCGCACUGAGCAGCGUGGUGAAGUAUGGUCAUUUAGCCCCCCACGACCCGCACGGCGUAGCCAGCGCUCACGUGGCCAAACACCGGCGAAGCACAGCAGUCGUCCAUCCAAGGGCUGUUCAGGCUUCAAGCCUCCUUAACUUCCGUCAUCCGAUGAGAUCAGGUGCAUUAUGGGUGGCUGGAUCGUGGGAUGAAUGUCAUUAAGAUAAAUGAAACAAAUCGUAAACUAUUCUCACACGUGGAAAAAAAAACUAACUAAUAAUUUUAAUCGAUGAGCUGUUACAUGCUACGUUGUGUUGUGCGAGGGGUAAGUCAGAACGUGCUCGUGGUAUAUUAGAUUACGCGCUUUCACGCCCGUUACUCUCGUUUGUUCAAUGCUGUGACCCUUCAUACGAAUGCUCGUUCUCUAUUAUGUUUAAUCAAUACAGACGCGGCUUCUAAAUCAUUCCUGUCGGAGUGGUGCGACCGUCUAUUUGUAGAAUGUCAUAUCAGUCGCCCCAAAACAUUUGCUCUCACGUUCCCUGUAAAUUUGCCCAAACUAUAUACACACAGACACACGCGCGCAGACGGCCAAACACAUAUAUACGAUUGUGGGCAGUGGUGGUGCUGGUCGAUUGGAGGGCCCCCCUUGGUCGAUUGGAGGGCCCCCACCCCCCCUCCCUUUCACUUCAUAAACUCGUAGCGAGAUGACAGAAGAGAUAUACACAAGAGAUGUCGUCAGAUAAGACAAAUGUAGACAGAAAUAGAGGUGGCGUGAGAUGAGAGAAGAGAGAUACACGAGUGAGAUUAUUUGGCUUUAUGUUCAUUAUCGUGUUACGUUCAUUAGGAUUUGACUUUGAGCUGAUGUUUUCGUGCUCCCAUAUUUUUUCAUGAACAUGAAGGGGGGGACGACGACCCCCCUUGAGCUACUUGGGGUCUGAAUCUGGUACCUGCCGUUGCUUCUGCCCAGCGGCCAUCGCCCGCCCGCUCGCUCGCCGGCCUCCGAGCACUUUCCUGCAACCCGUUGGGUUCCUUCGAUAUGCGGAUCGUUUAUUUUCAUCAGCGGUAAAUGCCAGGGCCGCAGUUUGCGGUUAGCGAGGACGUUCAACAAACGAGGGCAUCGCGUACGAUGGAUGUGUGGGAAUGCCCAAAGAAUUAUUAGUUGCUGCUCCUGCCACUGCGCUGCGCUUGUGUCCACACUUGGGGGGGGGGUGGGGUGAGGAACGACUUCUGCUCUUUCGCUGCAAAGGUACCCAGAGCGCACGAUGCAGGCAGUGCCAUUCACGCGUUGCGGUGCCGUGUUCACUUUGCCCCAUUGAUAAUUUUGUACGCGCUUGUUUUCGGUUCACCCUUGCGACAUUUCAGAUUUUCUUUCCUGCGCUAACUGUGGCUGUAGUCUGUGACCAAAUUUCACUCGGGAGUUUGCCCGAUCUCGCCAGAUCUUCGGAGGCUACACAGAGUCGAGAGCCUGGACAUCGCUGGGUUGAGCCAUCACCACCGGCAAUGCACCGGCACGGCUGCCGUGGGGUUUGCAGUCGGCUGCGUGCUGGGCAGUCGAGGGCAGUGCGGCAAAAUCCUCGUCUUGUACUUCCGUGUUUAUCAGACGGCUUCUACGAUAUGGUCGUUCACGGCAUUAUCGCGCUCACGACACACAAAGCGCUCGCCACCAAUGAACCGCAACACCUCGCUGAUCUCGUCAAGGAGCAUAAACAUCAUCCCGCGAACCCCCCCCCCCCCCCAGGUUAUCCUCGCAGCAGCGGCUUUUGGCUGGCCAUCGAACAACAGACGGUCGCCGCAUCGCGCGCUGUCAGAUGCGCUUCUGGGGCCGUCUGGAAAGCUCUUCCUUCCGAUAUUUCGAAGCCACUGGGAGCUACUCACUUUUACGUAACCUAGAUUGAAACGUAAUUUCUUUACAACUACUUUGUGUGUUUAAUUUGUCGUCCUUCCCCCGCACCUCCGAUUAGCACGGUUGGCUUACGUAUGGUGCGAAAGAAGUUCAGCAGACGUACGUGGCACCGAAUCACGUGACUCCUCCUGCUCUGCGCGCAG